AUGUUAUCGCUGUCAUGUGUGCUGCUGCUGCUGCUGCAGUACGUGUACGAGUCGAUCCUCCAGGCUGCCAUCCAGAUGUCGCUGUGCAUGACCUCACAUUUCUGCAUUCUGGUCCUACCAGUGAUGUCACUGCUGCUGCUCUUCUCUCCUAUUGGAUGGAGCUACGAUGGCCUCACCCCAGGGUGUCACCUACACCCCUUCAAUGUGACCAUCCGCAGUGACCGUCGCGGCACAUGUAAAGGCACCCACCUGGUCUACGCCUGCGUGGGCUACUGUGAGUCCAGCGCCUUCCCAUCCAGAUACUCUGUGUUGGUGGCCUCCAACUUCACCCACAACAUCACCUCCGCUUCACGAUGCUGCACCAUCAGCAAGGACGCUAAGGUCAAAGUUCGCCUGGACUGCCCUCGAGGUCGUCACCAUGACGAAAUAGAGAUCCUGACGGCGAAGGCGUGCCGCUGCGACAUGUGCCGCAAGUCCCGCUACUGA
This is a messenger RNA of Perca flavescens (yellow perch), 486 nucleotides long. It is a transcript of the gene gpha2, whose product is annotated as glycoprotein hormone subunit alpha 2. Gene Ontology annotation, cellular component: extracellular region. The record is from RefSeq and is a predicted model, not a curated record. Gene Ontology annotation, molecular function: hormone receptor binding; hormone activity. The coding region runs from base 1 to 486 and encodes 161 amino acids. NCBI's taxonomy places the organism in Eukaryota, Metazoa, Chordata, Actinopteri, Perciformes, Percidae. Gene Ontology annotation, biological process: cell surface receptor signaling pathway. The transcript has 4 exons.